AUGUAUCGUUUUCCCCGUCCCCCUGCCCGCCUCUCCCCCGCUUUCCCCCUUCAGUCCGCGGCGAGCGUGCUGGAGGAGCUACAGCAGUCCGCGCCAGAGCCGACGAUGUCGGCGUUGCGCCCGUUGGCGCAAGCGCUGGCGGCGCCCAACUUCAUGCGCCACCGCGACCGCGACGUGCGCGUGCUCCUCGCGUUCUGCGUGAGCGAGGUGCUGCGCGUGUUCGCGCCCGACCCGCCAUACGACGACGCGCCGCUUAAGAGCGUGUUUGAGCUGCUGGUGGGCACGUACGAGGGCCUAGAGGACACAAACCACGCGCUGUACCCGCGGCGGGUGGCGAUUCUGGAGUCGAUGGCGCGGGUGAAGACGUGCAUCAUCAUGCUGGACCUCGAGUGCACCGACCUCAUCCUGCACAUGUUCGAGACCUUCUUCCGCGUCGUGCGCCCGGAGCAUGCACUGCACGUGCAGAUGGCAAUGGUGGAGGUGAUGGCGUCUGUGAUUGACGAGAGUGAGGACGUCUCCCCACAGCUGCUAGACGCCAUUAUCUGCAACAUGCUCUCUCCGGAAAAGGAGGCCUCUCCAUACGCCUACCAGCUCGCAGCAGCAGUGGUGAAGCGAUCAGCAGAGCGGCUGCAGCCAGUGUUCCAGAGGCACCUCGCCCCCGCAAUCCGCACUGUGGCCGCUGCUGGAGGCAAGGACGGGGAGAGCAAGGGCAGCGGCGGCGGCGGCGGUGGCGGCGGUAGUCUGGCGUGCAAGCGGUAUCACGAUGUGAUUCUGGAGGUGUUUCGAGUGGCGCCGAGUGCGCUGGAAAUGGCGCUGCCUCAGAUACACGAGGAGCUCGUGCACGAGGAUCCCGAGGUGCGGCUGAGGGCGGUGUCCCUCGUGGGGAAGUUGCUGAUGGUGGACGCGGCCACGCUGCAGCACCACUACCGGCAGCUCUUUGCCGAGUUCCUGCGCCGCUCCAACGACAAGUCCGUCGACGUGCGCGUCAAGCUCGUCAACCUCCUCGAAUCCUUCCUCCUCCCGGCUGCUGGUUCCACUUCCGGUGCUGCUGCUGCUGCUGGUUCUGCUGCUGGUGGUGGUGGGACAGCAGGGGCAGCGGCAGGGGCCGGGGGGAACGCGCUUGUGGCGUUGUAUUUCAACAAGGCGCCUGGGGUGGCAGGGGCUGUGGCUGGUGCUGGUGGUGCUGGCGUUGUUGGUGCCGGGGCGGGAGCAGGUGUUGGCGUUGGCAGCAGGGCUGUGGAUAUGUCAGAAAUAAGGAACAUGCUGCUGGAGCGGCUGCUAGAUGUGGAGGAGCGGGUGAGGCAGGCGGCGGUGAAGGCCCUCUGCUCCGUGUUCGCCCGCAGCCCCAAGCUGCUGCCUGUAGCGGACCUGCGGGCAGUGGCGGACAGGCUGAGGGACAAGAAGGUUCCCGUGCGACGAUCCACGUUGCCAGAGAUUGCAAGGGUUUACAGGGAGCACUGCUUGCGGUGCGCGGUGCGGGAUCGGGAGAGGGAGGAGGCUGAGGGAGGGAAGGUGGGGAAGGGAGAGGAGGCGGGAGCGGGAGGGGAAGGGGGAGGGGUGGGGAAUGGUGUGGAGGGGGAUAAGGAGGAGGAGGAGGAGGUGGAGAGGUUUGAGUGGCUGCCGAGUCGGAUGAUCAAGUGCUGCUAUUUCAAGGACUGCAAGGACUUCAAGCCUCAGACCAUGGACGUGUUCUUUGACGAGGAGCUCUUCCCUAAAGCCCUUCCUGUGGAGCGGAGGGCGUUCCACUGGGUGUACCUCUUCCACUCCUUUGACGUCAACGACCUCAAGGCCUUCUCGCACAUCCUGCAGAACAAGCAGAUCCUCCAAUCCAGCAUGGCCACGUUCUUGCGAACACGGCAAGAGCUCAAGGACCUGGAGGCUCGCGAGCGGAAAAAAGCUGGAGAGGAGGCAGAGAAGAGCAAGGGGAAGGGCAAGGAGAAAGCAGAACCAGGGACUGAUGGGGAAGGCGGGGAAGACGCAGGGAAAGCGGGAGGAGGAGGAGGAGGAGGGGAUGGGGGUCUGGUGGCGAUUGAAGCUGAGAGGAGGGUGCUGCAAGAGAGGAUGGUGGCGACAGGGAGGCGCAUGGCACAGGCAGCGUUUCUGGAUGUGGGGAAGGCAGAGGAGCAUUUUGCAAAGCUGGCUGUGCUGAAGGAUAAUAAUGUGUUUCGGCUGCUCUCGUCCCUCAUGUCCCCUGCUGAAACGCUCACAUCCAUACAGGCUAUGCGGGAGGAGCUGCUGAAGCGCAUAGGCGAGCGGUCACACCUGUACGACCUGGUCAAGGACCUCUCCUUCAAGCUCUCCUUUCACCUCUUUGGUCGGCAACACACCGAACACGUCUUGGCUAUCCUUGGUGCCAUCGCAGCCAAAGGGGAGGAAGCAGCAGCUAAGGUUAAUCCUGAGAGCGCGGAGGAGGAGGAGAAGGAGGGAGGGGAGAAGGGGAAGAGGCGGGACGGGAAGGGGAAGGAGGAGGAGGGGGAGGGGGGGGGCGGGGGUGGUGGGGAGGGGGAGAAGGGAGGGGGUGUGGUGGGGGGGAAGAGGUCGGGUGCGGCAGGGCUGACUGUGAGGCAGCAGCAGGUGCUUGCAAGGCGGUUCCGGUUGUUUGUGACUGCUGCCAUUCGGCUGCUCGUGGAGGUGGCAGCACACUUCCCUGCGCUCUUCGAGGGGUGCUUCUCCAGCCUGCUUCCUCUCCUGAGGGCGCACCACCCCGAGCUCAAGGAGGGCGCGGCAAAGCUGCUCUCCAAGCUCUCCUUCUCCCUGGACUCCGCCUCCCCCCACGCUGCUGCUCUCAGCAACCAGCCUCCGGAUUCGCAGACCACCAACGACACCAUGGAGUGUCUGAAGCAGCUGGCUAUGGACGGCACGAGGCACCAGAUCAAGGCAGCAGUGGCUGCACUCUCUGCCUCCAUCUAUGGCGCUAGAGGCCGCUCCACACUCUCAUUCAUCUACGAGAGGGCGUUCAAGUCGCUGGAGAGUGCGGGCGAGCAGAAGCUUCAGAGGAGCCUGGACGCGUUGGGGGAGAUUGCGCGCUUCGCCCCGGACGUGUGGCAGCCGCAUGAGGACGAAAUCAUCAAGUUUGUCGUGCGCAAGCUGCUGCGGUACUCCAGUUUUUUAGCCCAGGCGAGUGCAGCAGCAGCGCUCGACACGCCUUCGACUAUGGCAACACUCAAGUCGCGCGGCAUCAGGAUGCUGGUGAAGACGUUUCUGCCGCGGCAGGCGACACCGGGGAGCAGCAAGAAGCAGUCGACGGGACUGCAGGCCGUGCUGGGGAAGCUGCUGCCUCGGGGCGAGGUGUACGAAGACGUGCAGUCCUCGGACGCGGACAAAGCGCUGCUGCGGUUGACAGCAGCCAAGUCAGUGGUGAACCUCGCCACACAGCUCGACUCACAGAUCACUCCCGAUCUCUACCGCCUCGCUCUCUUCUCCUCGCUUGAUGCGGUGCCUCUGGUGAGGAGGGGCUUUGCGAGCAAGCUGAUAGCGGGCCUCAAGGACCGCUCUGUGCCCAUGCGCUAUGCUGCUGCGCUGCCGCUGCUGGCGGCUGCAGAGGAGACAGACAGCGAGCAGCAGACGGAGGUCCGUAGGUACCUAGCAGAAUACGUGGACGUUACCAGGAGGGCGGCUGCUAGGAGAUCCGUAGCAGGGUUGACUGGGGACGAUGGGAAGGACAGGGAAGUGAAGCGGGAGGGGCAGGCGUGGGAGGUGAAGGGAGGGGGAGAGGAAGCUGGGUGCAAAGAGGCUGGUACGAGUGCGGCCGGUGCUGCUGCUGAUUCUGCUGCUGCUGGUGCUGGGGGUGCCGGUGUUGCAGGGUUAUCGACGAUUAUAGAGCACCCCGAGUAUGUGCUGGUGUAUCUGGCAUAUGUGCUGGCCCAGCACCCACAGUGGCCGAAGGUUGAUGCUGGCAGCUCCAAGGCCGAGGACUAUGAGCCGAUUCAGCGUCCUCUGGAGUACCUGCUGAGGGCAUUGCUGCAGGGGGGCGCGGAAAGGGGGAGGGGCGCGGAGGCAAGUGCAGGGGCAUCGCGCAAGGACAGGGGCGCGGGGCAGGAGGAGGUGGAUAACCUGGGAGCGGUGCUGGCAGUGCUGCGGACCAUCAAGGCGGCCAGCCCUGUUGCCAACAGCGUUGCACAGGAGAAGCUAGCAGCAGUGUGCGACAUUGGCAUUGCGAUAGCCAAGGCCAUUGGCAGGACUCGUCCCUUCACGCUCACCUACUCGCAGCCAGUGCCUCUCCCCUCUGCACUCUUCAAAAGCCCUGAUACCUCGCCGUCCCCUGCUGCUGCUGCUGCUGCUGCUUCUGCUGGAGCAAUCACACCUGCAGCAGCAGGAGCAAAAGCAGGAGGGGGAGGAGAAGGGGGGGCAGCAGGGACAGAGAACGGGGCUGGGAAGACUGAAACUCCUGAACCUACGCCUUCUUCCGAGUUGCCACUCACUCCCCUGCCGGACGGCAGCAAUCUCCCGGCCUGCCUGUCUGAUCUAGAGACCCAGUUCGUGGUGCAAGUGAAGCCCCUUGCGUCUCCUGCCGCCAAAGCACGGCACCAUGCUGCCCGUGCCGGCGGAAAGGGUAAGAGGCCUUCAAGAAGUGCUACUAGGAGGAGGCUGGAUGGGCGAGGAGAGGAGGAGGAGGGCGACGAGGAGGAGGAUGAAGAGGCAGAGGAGGUGGGAGGGGACGAGGAGGGCGAGGAGGAGGAGGAGGAGGAUGAUGACGGGGGGGGGAGGAAAGGAGGAGGACGGGAGGGAGCAGCAGAGGAAGAGGAGGAGGAGGAAGCAGAGGGCGGGGAGGAGGAGGAGGAGGAGGCAGGGGAGGGGGAUGACGAGGAAGGGGGGGAAGAGGGAACACCAGUUGGGAAGGGAGGGAAGGGAGCAGGGACAGGGGGAGGGAGGAAAGUGGCCAAGGGUCCGGCUAGAGGGGCUGGUACUUCACCUGCUGCUGCUGCUGCUGCUGCUGCUGCAACGGCUACUCCUGUCGCUUCGAAGGGGGGCAAGCAGGGGCCGUCAGUUAGCCAUAAGAAGAAAGUACCAGCAACGCCAGCAGCUGCGCCGGCAGGGGCGAGCGAGAUUGCGCUGCGCAAGGCGUAUGUGGGGCGGCGCAUCAAAGUGUGGUGGCCGCUAGACAAAGCCUACUAUAAGGGCGUAAUCAAGUCAUACCAAGUCAAGACCGAGAAGCACACGGUGCGGUACGACGAUGGCGACAAGGAGGAUCUGCUGCUGCACCGGGAGAAGUUUGAGUUCAUUGACGGGCUGCCUCCCCCCACCGCCGCUUCCGCUGAGCUAUUCUGUAUUGCACUAGCAUUGGGCAGCGGCAUUGGACUUGAUGUUGAGUGGCUGAAUUGCAUUUUGACCCUUUCAGGCAUCAAAUUGCCUCCGCUUUUCCUCGUCUUUGCUCGGCCCCUUUUCUGCAGAUCUCACAAGAAAAAGGUUCCUCCUCCUGCUCCUGCUGCUGACCCUCCUGCUCCCGCUCCCUCUGCUGCUGCGACUGGCGCUGCUGCUAAGGCAGAUGGGGGGAAGGCCAAGGGUGCAAGCACACCUGCAGCGGAUAGGGGGGCUGGCAAAGGGAAAGGGACUUCUGCUGCUGCCACUGCUGGUGGUGGGAGAGUAGGUGGAUCAGCUGAGAAGGGAGGGAGAGGGAAGAGAAAGGCAGACAAGGUUGUGGGCGAUGAGGAGAGAGAGGGAGGGGAGAGGGAGGGGGAGGGAGAGGGGGAUGAGACGGGGAGAGAAGGGAAGGAGGAGGGAGGGAAGAGAGGGAAGGGGGCGAAGAGAGGGAAGGGAGCUGGGGGGAAGGACGAUGAGGGAGGGGAGAGCAGUGAGCAGGGGGAUGUGGAAAUGGUUGAUGCUGAUGAGGUCGAUGGGGGGGAAGAGAAGGGCAAGAUGGGAGAGAAGGAAGGGAAGGGUGAGAAGAGUGGGAAGGCGGAGAAAGGGGAGGAGGAGAAAAAGGAGGAGGAUGCAGAGAAAAAGGGGGAGACUGAGAAGAAGGGUGGGGAGAGUGAGAAGGGGGCUGAGGAGGUGAGUGAAAAGAAGCAGGAGAAGGAGGAGGAGAAGAAAAGCGGUGAGGAGGGGGAGAAGGGGGAGGGAAAGGCUGGGGCGAAAAAAGCAGUGAAGGCAAGUGUAGGCAUUGCUGCUAGUGUUCCUGUAGCUGCGAAUGCGGCUGAUGCCAAGGCUACUGCCAAGACUGCUGAUGCUAAGAGUGCAGAGGCCGAGAACAAAGGGACUGAGGCCGAAAAAACGGAGAAGACCGAUGUGGGGAAGAAGGGCGGGGAGAAGAGGGGGAAGGCUGAUGGGGAGGAGGAAGGGGAGGAGCGCAAUGGGGCUAAUAAGAAGCAGAAAGCGUCAGGGGAUGGUGAGGGAGAGGGCGAGGGGGCAGCAAAGGGAGAGAAGGAUGAGGGUAGGGCGGAAGAGAGUGCUAGAGGGAAGGCUGAGAAGGACGGGGAGAAGGCAGGGGCAAAGGCAGGGGAUAAGGAAGGAGGUAAGGCCAAGGAGAGUACUGCUGUAAAUGGGAACUCGGCUGGUGAGGAGGAUGAGAAGGAGAGGAAGGAGGAGGAGGAGGCAGAGAAGGGGAAGGAGAAGGAGCAGGAGGCAGGUGAAGGGGGAGAUGGGAAGGCAGGAGCAGCAGCGCAGGGGGGUCGAGCGAGGAAGGUGUCUAUUGGCAUUGCAGUGGGUGCGCAGGAAGAGAAGAAAGCAGGGGGAACAGCAGGAGAAGGGGAGGAGAAGAAAGCAGCAAAGGAAGCAGAGGGGGAGGCUGCUGGGGCUGGAGGGUCUGGAGGCGAGUCAGACGGGAAGGACAAGAGGCAGCUGAGGGAGCGUCGGACUCGCGGCAAGUCAUAG
Molecule: messenger RNA, 6810 nt
Organism: Closterium sp. Naga37s-1
Lineage: Eukaryota; Viridiplantae; Streptophyta; Zygnematophyceae; Desmidiales; Closteriaceae
Source: the annotation of a GenBank genome assembly